AAAUUCAUUGCCAUCGUGUCAGUUGGUUGGCAGCGAAAUUUGUUACUAAAAAAAAUUUACCUUCUAUAAAUAUUUAUAAUUAAAAACAAAUUGUUUUUUCUUCAUUAUUUUUUUGUAUAAUAUUGUUAAUGUUUUUUGUUAUAUACUUUUAAAACCAGUGCAUUUUUAUCAAAAUGUUAGAUCUAUUUACCAUAUUCACAAAAGGAGGCAUUGUCUUGUGGUGCUUUCGUGCCACUGAUCAAAUAUUUACAUCUCCCAUAAAUAGUUUAAUACGUGGAAUUAUUCUUCAAGAACGAACAAUUGGAUCAAAAGACUUUGAACACAACAAUUUAGCUUUGCGCUACAAAUUAGACAAUGAACUCGAUAUUGUUUUGGUGGUUGCAUUCCAAAAGAUUAUUAAAAUGUCUUAUUUAGAUAAGUUUCUAAACGAUGCUCAUCUCGAAUUUAGAGACAAAUAUAAAAAUGAACUUUCAACGGGUGAAAAGUUGAACUUUGAUUACGAUUUUAUGAAUGAAUUUGAAAGAAUUCUAGCUGCGUCCGAGUCUUGGGGCAAGAAGGAGGAAAAAGUUCCAAAAGCAAUGCGUAGCUAUGGCGAAUCGGAAAAGUCUAAGAAGACAGUUUCGUCUAUGAUUGAAUCAGGACCGAAUGCUGCGGCCAAGCCGCAAGGCAAGAAGGUACAAAUUGUUGAGAAGCAACACCAACUGCACCAGCAGUUUGGUGGGCAAAAGUCUCGAGAAGAGAUUAUUCAAGAGAAUCGAAAGAAACUGAUGGAGAAGAUGGCUGGAAAGAAGAGUCCUACGGAGGAGAAGAAGAAGACUCCGAAAGAGAAUGAAAAGGCUGGCAAGAAGCCAAGGGUUUGGGAACUUGGUGGUGAUUCGAAAGAUAUGACUAAUUUGGAUAGAUCUAGGGAUCGUCCAGAUGAGAGAAAGUUGGAAUUAACUCAGGAAUCUGUUGAGAUGAUUGGUUCAAUGAAGGGCGUCAUUCAGGAUCUGGAAGUGGAAAGCGAAGAAGACGAAGAUGAAGAAGAAGAAUACACUCAAUCUGCUCGUAAGGAAACUAAGAAAGCUAAAUCCGGAGUAUUUUCUCUGUUCCGUGGAUUUGUUGGCUCAAAGAAUCUAACAAGAGAAGAUGUCGAGCCUGCAUUGGAUAAACUAAAAGAUCAUUUGAUUUCAAAAAAUGUAGCCUCAGAUAUUGCCCAAAAACUAUGCGAAUCUGUGGCCUCAAAAUUGGAAGGAAAGGUUUUAGGAACUUUCGAAUCUGUAGCCACUUCCGUCAAAACCGCACUCACUCAAUCUCUAGUACAGAUUUUAUCACCAAAACGACGAGUUGACAUUAUCAGAGAUGCUCUUGAGGCGAAACGCGCCAAUAGACCCUUUGUUAUGGCUUUUUGUGGAGUAAAUGGUGUAGGAAAGUCAACAAAUCUGGCAAAGAUUUGCUUCUGGUUGAUUGAGAACGAUUUUAGUGUAUUGAUUGCAGCAUGCGAUACCUUUAGGGCUGGAGCUGUUGAACAGCUACGAACGCACACUCGCCAUUUGAAUGCCCUGCAUCCACCACAAAGACACAACAACCGCACCAUGGUGCAAUUGUAUGAGAAGGGUUAUGGUAAGGACGCUGCUGGAAUAGCCAUGGAGGCCAUUAAACACGCCAACGAUACUGGUAUCGAUGUGGUUUUAGUCGAUACUGCCGGCAGGAUGCAAGACAAUGAACCAUUGAUGAGGGCAUUAGCCAAACUUAUCAAAGUCAAUGACCCUGAUUUGGUAUUGUUUGUGGGUGAGGCAUUGGUUGGCAAUGAAGCCGUUGAUCAGCUUGUCAAGUUCAAUCAGGCCUUGGCUGAUUAUUCAUCCAAUGAGAAUCCACAUAUUAUUGACGGAAUUGUACUUACGAAAUUCGAUACAAUUGAUGAUAAAGUUGGCGCUGCCAUAUCUAUGACUUAUAUCACAGGACAGCCGAUUGUUUUUGUAGGAACUGGACAAACAUACACUGAUUUGAAGGCCAUCAAUGCUAAGGCUGUUGUGCAUGCUUUGAUGAAAUAAUAAAAUGCUUGAUUUUUCUAUUACAUUUAUUUCA
Molecule: messenger RNA, 2067 nt
Organism: Episyrphus balteatus (marmalade hoverfly)
Lineage: Eukaryota; Metazoa; Arthropoda; Insecta; Diptera; Syrphidae
Gene: SrpRalpha
Product: signal recognition particle receptor subunit alpha homolog
Exons: 3
Coding region: 174-2033 (619 amino acids)
Biological process (GO): SRP-dependent cotranslational protein targeting to membrane
Cellular component (GO): endoplasmic reticulum membrane; signal recognition particle receptor complex
Molecular function (GO): GTP binding; signal recognition particle binding; ATP hydrolysis activity
Source: RefSeq, a predicted model, not a curated record